This is a messenger RNA of Exserohilum turcica Et28A, 2012 nucleotides long. RefSeq lists its product as uncharacterized. Lineage: Eukaryota; Fungi; Ascomycota; Dothideomycetes; Pleosporales; Pleosporaceae. The transcript is spliced from 3 exons. Bases 1 to 1887 code for a protein of 628 amino acids. The record is from RefSeq and is a predicted model, not a curated record.
AUGCCUCCAUGGGUGGCCUCCGUGCCGCGACUGACCUUGUUUCGCAAGACAGGGCCAAUUGAUCGGAUUCCGCUUGCGCUUCGCUGUCGCAAUGUCCCCAGGCCGACAUGUGCCAGUUUUCGCGUCCGCUCCGCAUCGACGCAUGUCUCGCCGACUGCGAUAAAUCUGCGCCCCAACGUCCCCGCACGCAACAAGGACCUGUACGACGCCUUGUCGGCGCUCAGCGGAGCAGCAGAAACACAUGUCAACAUCAGCAGACUGCAGCUGGCAUUGCGCGGUUUGGCCGCGCAAGAUGCCGUGACCAGAGUGGCUGUCCUCGGCUUGAACAGCCAAUUCAGCGCACAGCAACUGGCGCGUCUGCUGCUCGCAGAUCCACUGGGAGCUGAGGAGCAAUGGGAAAAGGAGCUGGCCAAAGCAGGCGACGCCAAUGACAACGCCGUCUUGCUAAAGUACGGCACUGAUCCCGAUGCCCACCCACCAUCACCGCUGUACAAAGUCCUCGUCGUUCCGUCGCGCAUGCUCCAAUCGCACAAUCUAGAGGUACUCGUGUCGACAGUCAACGUCAAUGUUGCCAAACCCGCCCCGCAUGUGUCGACGGAGAGCCCCAUCGAGUCGCUGCUGGUUCCAAAACUCCAGGCUACUUCGGCCAGAGGAUUGCCUGUCCCGUACCCGGUACACAAGACGCUGGUACUAGGGGAGGGCAUAGACAGCAUGAUAGCCUUUGGCAGAUUUUCGGCGGAUGGUCUCAACGAGAUGCAGAGCAUGGUGAAGGUGGCUGUUGAUCUGCCAGUGCCAUCCACCGAGUCACAACCAGACCCUCAUGCUGAAAGUGUCCCCGUCAACAUUGCAGUCGGUGCGAAAGGACUCGACAGUUUCCGCGAGUCGAUCAAAAACGCGACCAUAUACGAGCGGGCUUGGUUCCAAAGCGGGCUGCCAAUUCUGUCUCAGUGGCUAGUCCAAGAUAUCCAGCCGUCUGAAAGCCUCAAGCCGCCGAUGAAAACGCUCAUAGCGUCCAUUGCGGACAAUGCGGGAACGAGCAUUACAAGAGAAGAUGCUGCUCGGCUACAAAAGUCUGCGCCUAUCCCAACCGAUCAAGAGGUCAAGGCAUCCAUCAUCGGCCAUCUUGAGACGUGGGCCGAAAAGUCUCAUGCAGAGCUCCGCGACCAACUCGACGAAGCCUUUGCUGCCAAGAACUGGCACAAGCUGGCCUGGUGGAAGCUGCUCUGGCGCGUCGACGACAUCACCAUGAUAAGCUCCGAGAUGCUCGAACGGCGAUGGCUCGUCUCCGCCGAGAAAAACAGCAUCUACCUCGCAGGCCGCAUGAAGCAAGCCGGCUACCCCGACGAGCUUCCCCGUCCUGCCGUCCCCAGCACCCCCGAGAUCACAACGCCCGACACGGCGCCCACAGCAGAGAACCCACGAACCGACCUCUCAACCCGCGUCCGCAAAAUCGUACCCUGGAACGAACAGAUAUCCACGGCCCGCACCGACCUCAUCAACGACACAGUGCCCCCGCUCCAGGCCCUCGCCCAACGUCUGCUCCUCCAAACAUUCAGCACCACAUCCAUUUCUUCAGCGGCAUCCGCCCUCCUCUACCUCUCCGUCUCGUCCUUCUCCGUCUUCGAGGCCUCUGCCUUCGCCGCCCUCGGCCUCACUCUUUCGCUGCGCCGCAUCCAGAAAACAUGGGAGGCAACCCGCGAAUCGUGGGAAACCACUAUCCGCGAGGAAGGCCGACGUACGCUCAAGGAAACAGAGGAAAACGCUAGAUCCAUCAUCCACCAUGCGGAGAGAAGCCGUGUUCCCGAGCCAGAGGAUGUUGCGCAGAGUAGAGCGGCGAGGGACGCCAUCACGAGGGUUAGAGAGGCGCUUGAGCGCCGUGGUGGGUGAGCGCCGUGGCGAUCAGGAGGAGAAAUGGUGAGCCGUUGUAUGAUAGAUGCAUGAAAUGGCAUGGAUGCAUACAUGUUUACGUGUACCAUAGAUGUGGAAUUGAAUUGAAUUGAAAUCAAAUAAAC